GAGAGAUAUAUAUAGGAACUAUUGGGCCUUAGUGGGCCACAUGGUCUAAAAUGAAGAAACGAAGGCCAUGGUGCAAGGAGACGGGGGGGUCAUGAAACGACGGCGUAAGGACUGAUUUGGCUCUUCCACGUUGGUCUUCUGAACUUAACUGACGCUAAUAAGUGGCCGACGUUGCCAGCGUUUGUGCAACGGCGGCGACGGCGUAACUCAGGGUCUAUUGAUUGCCAGUGUGAAGUUAGAACUUGCAGCCACCGGUUGAGAUCUUGUUACUCAAAUGUACAGAGUUUCUCCAUUGCCAUUUGGGAAAGCUUAGUGUUGUUCUCAGUCGAUCUAGGAACUUCAGAAGAAAUGUCACGGUUUAGAUCAUUGUGGCAAGCCUCGGUGAAUGCAUCAAAGAAGGCUCUAACUUGGGAACUCGAAGAGUGGGUACCUCCAGUGGAGAAGAGUAUAUUCAAGUUCAAUUCAAAAGAAGACCUGAAGACAUGGCACCUGUAUUCUGAUUCUGAAUAUGGAGGAUUAUCUUUUGCUUCAUUGGAGAUUAAAGAUGGAGGAAAUGGAUCAGAUUGCACUGGUGUUUUCUCCGGGUACCUCUCUACAGACAUGAGCGAAGGUUCGAAAUGGAAUAUCAAUCGGAGUGGUUUCUGUGGAAUGCGCUCGAAGAAGUUUGAUGGCUUUAUUGAUCUCGACGGGUAUGACUCCAUAGCACUGAGGCUCAGAGGAGAUGGAAGAUGCUAUAUCUCUACUAUAUAUACGGAGAACUGGGUGAACUCGCCAGGACAAGCAGAAGAUAACUCAUGGCAAGCUUUUGUUCCUCUUGCUCGGUACUUGCCAACAUGGAAAGGAAACGUGAUAGAUGCAGAAAUGGAGAUGAAUCCAGGUCGUGUUGUGGGUAUGUCUCUAGCUGUUAAUUCACAAGGAGGUGGUUUUAUUGGAGCUAAAUUAGGCGCAGGCGAUUUCCGAGUCGAAAUCGACUGGAUCAAAGCAUUGAGAAUGCCAUGAAUGAUGAUGAAGAACAAAAAAAGCUUUUUUCUUUUUUUCUUUCUCAUUUGAGAACCAUGGAGAAGAAACUGAUGUUCUCUGGUUUACUUGUAAAACCGGGAUUUUGGUUUAAUCGGAUUAGCCAAGUUGAUGGACAGAAACGUUUGUGAAUUGACUUUACAGCAAGUUGUUCGGCUUUAAUGGAGAAAAGUAAAGAAAUAAAUUACAUGGGCCAUUAGCAAGUUGGUCCAUUUUG
This is a messenger RNA of Thlaspi arvense, 1234 nucleotides long. NCBI's taxonomy places the organism in Eukaryota, Viridiplantae, Streptophyta, Magnoliopsida, Brassicales, Brassicaceae. The record is from the annotation of a GenBank genome assembly.